CAGGAGGAGCGCAGCAGCCACAACGGUUGGGAGGAAAGGCGAAGGGGAACGGGGGCUAAAUGAAAACACUUUUACCUGCUUUUUUCUGUGGGAUUUCGCUGCCAGUAUUACCGCGGACGCCACCCAGAGCGAUGUUCCGGAGGCAUUUGUGAUCCAUUCUUCAGGUAACCUUUGAGAAGAGGCUCCUUGCCCUGGCACAAGUUAAGGAGACUGUGGGGUCGGAGCUGCUGCUCUCCCUCUGAGACGCCGGCUAGACAGAGCUUGUCCCUCUGGCCAGCAUGACGGACGUGGUGAUCGUGAAGGAAGGAUGGCUCCACAAACGAGGAGAGUACAUUAAGACAUGGAGGCCGAGGUAUUUCCUGCUGAAGAAUGACGGUACUUUUAUUGGGUAUAAGGAGCGGCCACAGGACGUGGACCAGCUGGAGACUCCGCUCAAUAACUUCUCUGUGGCACAGUGUCAGCUGAUGAAGACAGAGCGGCCCAAGCCCAACACAUUUAUCAUACGCUGCCUGCAGUGGACCACUGUCAUUGAGCGCACCUUCCAUGUGGAGACCCCAGAGGAACGGGAGGAGUGGACCAAAGCCAUUCAGGCUGUGGCUGACAGUCUGCAAAAACAAGAGGAGGAGAUGAUGGACUCCUCCCCUGACCCCAUGGACAUGGAGAUGUAUCUGACCAAACCUCGGCACAAAGUGACUAUGCAUGACUUUGAAUACCUCAAACUCCUUGGGAAAGGCACUUUUGGCAAAGUCAUCCUGGUGAAGGAGAAGGCCACAGGGAAAUACUACGCCAUGAAAAUCCUUAAGAAAGAAGUGAUAGUAGCUAAAGAUGAAGUGGCUCACACGCUCACAGAAAACCGCGUGCUCCAGAAUUCUAAGCACCCCUUCUUGACGGGUCUGAAAUACUCAUUUCAAACACAUGACCGUUUAUGCUUCGUCAUGGAAUAUGCCAACGGAGGAGAGCUUUUCUUCCACUUGUCACGGGACCGAGUGUUCUCUGAGGAUCGGGCACGGUUUUAUGGAGCAGAAAUAGUUUCUGCACUGGACUACCUGCACUCAGAGAGGAACGUGGUGUAUCGGGACCUGAAGUUGGAGAAUCUGAUGCUGGAUAAAGAUGGCCACAUAAAGAUCACAGACUUUGGGCUUUGUAAGGAGGGCAUAAAGGACGGAGCCACCAUGAAGACCUUCUGUGGUACUCCGGAGUAUCUGGCUCCUGAGGUACUGGAGGAUAACGAUUACGGUCGUGCUGUAGACUGGUGGGGUCUCGGGGUGGUGAUGUAUGAGAUGAUGUGCGGCCGCCUGCCUUUCUACAACCAGGACCACGAGCGUCUGUUUGAGCUCAUCCUCAUGGAGGAUAUCCGUUUCCCCCGGACACUCGCUCCUGAGGGCAAGUCCUUGCUCUCCGGUCUCCUUAAGAAAGACCCGAAACAGAGGUUAGGAGGUGGGCCUGAUGAUGCAAAAGAAAUCAUGCAGCACAAAUUUUUUGCUGGAAUCGUGUGGCAAGAUGUUUACGAGAAAAAGCUGAUCCCUCCUUUUAAGCCCCAGGUUACCUCAGAAACGGACACAAGGUAUUUUGACGAAGAGUUCACUGCACAGACCAUCACUAUCACACCACCUGGAGAAGAUGAAAACAUGGAGCCGUUUGACAGUGAGAGGAGACCCCACUUUCCAAAGUUUUCCUACUCUGCCAGUGGAACCUGCUAGAUGACCUUUUUUCAUUCCUGCCUCUGCACCACCAAUUCCAGCGCUCCCUGCUGGGCGCUUUGAAUAGCCGUUGCUCUUUUGCACCACUGACCUAUGACAAAUUUCCCCCUACCAAUGACUAAACUUUAACAUCACAAAGGAAAGAUGGAAAAAAAACUGGCAUCUGAUGAGGGCGGCCUUUGGCAGCAUCCUACUGGAGUGCACACACUUUGGGCCUUUUCACCAUUUCGGUUUGUCUUAAAUUCUCCAACAUUUCGGUUUGUCUUAAAUUCUCCAACAUUUCGGUUUGUCUUAAAUUCUCCAACAUUUCGGUUUGUCUUAAAUUCUCCAACAUUUUGGUUUGUCUUAAAUGUCAAAUUUUGUCACAGCACAAACAUUUCUUCAUGGCUAUAACCAAUAAAUUUCACAGUCUUGCGAAAGGAUAAACAAACCUUCCAGCACACUUUUACUUCUGUGGCCUUCCAGUGACUUAUUUUCGAGGAUGUUAGAGGGAACAGUACACCACAUUCUCAAAAAACAAACAAAUGAAUGAAUAAAUAAUUUACUGAAAAAAUAAAAAGCCACUUGACACAGAAGUCAAAGGUUUUAGAGCACUUCCUAAACCUACUUAGGUAUUUACAGCAACUGAACUAAUAUAAUGCCAAAUAAUUGUAACACUUUCAUUGAGACACAAGUCCUUUAGACCAACAAAAGCGUUUAUGCAUUUUAUACAAAGACUCAUUGAAGAAGUCUUUGAAUAAUAUGCAAUCAUAUAGCAUUUCAAUUGAGCAGGACUUUUUAGAGGUAUUGAUUGGAAUUGCUUUGGCCCAAGAGCUUUUAGGCUAAAUUUCCCCUGCAUUUGUAAUCAUUUGUACUGAAUGUGCAAUACUGUAGCAAACCACAAAGAAGUACAUAGAUAGUUUAGUAAUGUAGUUCAGCUGAAACAAGGCCACUUCAGUUUUGUCUGAACUGGAUCUGAAUGGAUUUUUUUAACCCUUUAGUUCUCCAAGUGGUAAGGAGAAAUUCUCAUUUCAGAUUGCUUUAAAAAAGGCAUCCUGCGCUUGAGCAUUGCCAUUUUUGAAAGUGUUUUUCCCUGUAUUAAUCAAGUUGGGUACUCCUCCUCCAUCCUCUCUCUUUUCCUCCUUUUUUUGGACUGGUUUGUUUUCUGUAUUGGGUGCAUUUCUCCCAGUGCACAUUGCACAGCCUCAGUGAGGUACUACAACUAGAACUACUUCAACAACAUCCUUACAGUUCACGGCUUUGAAUCUAAGGGAGCCUUGUGGCAAAACCAGCCUUUGUUAUCUUUUGAACGGACUGUCUUUUUUUCUUUUUUUACCUGGAUUUGUUCAUUAUUUAUAUAUAAACCAGCAGUGACUAGGAGAUUGACUUUGCAGGGGAAAAUGCACUUUCCUGCCUCUUGCAUUUGUACAUUGGCGUUCAGGCAUUUCUUACAUCGUAGGGGAGCUUCACGUAAGAUUCAACAAGUAGUGGUGCUUUAGCUUGAAAAGUCAGCCAUUGUUGUUUACACGCUGGAGUUGUAUAAAGUGUUUGACAUUCACAUUUUGAUUGCCACACCGACUAUAAAUGCAGCCGUAUUUUGCAUGGGUUGAUGAAACAUGGGUAAGAGUUACUUUGCUCAGAUUGCUGAUUUAUAAACAAUGAAAAUGAUCUAUGCACAGUAAAAAAAAGAUAUCUUUGCAUUUUAAACCUAAUCAAUACAUCUUAAUCUUAUUUUUGUACUUGUUUUAAGUCAUUUAUCUAGAGAAAUAGUCUUGUUCAAUUGGCAGAUCAUUUUUAAAAACACAAGCAAAACAAGCAAUGUUAUCUACCAAAGAAUAACAAUUUCGCUAUAAAGAAUUACUUAAAACAAGUAAAAACAUCUAGAAAUAAGUUAUAAUCCUAAUAUUCUCAAAAUACAUAGAACGGUCUCUCAACAGUCUCAAAAUGAUACAUAUUAGACGUAAAGAUGCUUGCCAAGAGAUCAGUGUUUUACAGUGUGGCCACUCAUUGGUUAGUGUGUGAUUGAAAGCGUGAAUCCGAUUUGCAAAGACUGUAAUCAUUAAAGAUCUUGCCUGAUGCUCCUUUACCGUUGAAGGUAACAUGAACCAGCAUUUCUGUAGAUUAAUCUGAUGGAAGGUGUAAAUACCAUGAAACUGUUUUCAAGCAGUUUGAAUACAAUCCAGUACAGCCCUUGUACAGAUAUUGGAACGAGUCUUUGUACAGAUACUAGAAUCUGUUAGGAAAUAAGCGUCAAGAACUUGUUUUGAAAAUGAAAUUUUUUUUUUUUUACUAUCGUCAGUCACAAUUUUUGAAGUGCAUUACUCUGAUCAGUGUUCAAAUCUCACGUAGUAAUCACCAUGCAAAACUUUGUCUCAUGCGUAAAUGAAUGUAAAGGCUUUUCCCUCCUCACUUUUUUACCUUAAUACCUUAAUUUUUGUAUCUUCUUCUCCAGAUUAAAGGAGCAAUAAGUAACCUUACCAUUUUGUCCGCCGACUUACAUGUUAUUGGCUCACUGCUGUUCAUAUUGCCUUACCAUGCCAUUUGAACAUUUGACCCGACCACUGUAGAAAACAGCAUCUCUUUGGCUCACAUGCCUUUAACUCUGUCACUUUGUAACAUUCCACACUUACCAUAUAGCCUAUAUAUCAUUUUCUUCUUGAAAGCAUCUACUUAUUGCUUCUUUAAGACCUGAUUGUUACAUAUGCAUAUGCUUUCUCAUACUGUCCUGUUAUCUUUUUGAAAUGCUGAGAUAUUUUGCUUUUUUUUAAUAUACCUUUCCUCAACUCUCAAACUAAAGACACAUGCUUUAGUAUACGAAUAAUACAAACUUUGUACACACAUCUGUUUUUAUGGUUUAGAUUUUUUCUGUGGAAUUGAGCAAAUAAAAGGUUUGGCUAUA
This is a messenger RNA of Pygocentrus nattereri (red-bellied piranha), 4578 nucleotides long. RefSeq names its product v-akt murine thymoma viral oncogene homolog 1 (gene akt1). Gene Ontology annotation, molecular function: ATP binding; protein serine/threonine kinase activity. The record is from RefSeq and is a predicted model, not a curated record. NCBI's taxonomy places the organism in Eukaryota, Metazoa, Chordata, Actinopteri, Characiformes, Serrasalmidae. Gene Ontology annotation, biological process: protein phosphorylation. The transcript is spliced from 14 exons. The coding region runs from base 279 to 1700 and encodes 473 amino acids.